Lachancea lanzarotensis is the source of this 657-nucleotide messenger RNA. RefSeq names its product LALA0S04e01772g1_1. The transcript has a single exon. Lineage: Eukaryota; Fungi; Ascomycota; Saccharomycetes; Saccharomycetales; Saccharomycetaceae. The coding region runs from base 1 to 657 and encodes 218 amino acids. The record is from RefSeq and is a predicted model, not a curated record.
AUGGCUAACAAGAAAGCUGGCAAGGGCCAUAGGAAGCCGCAAUCGGCAAGGAAAAACCAAACCAAUGGUAGUAAAACGCUUUUAGAAAGAAUGCAAAUGUCAAGAAAAGUGGACAAUGUUAAGAAAGGGUCGAAAAGCGCAAAAGAAGUGGGUCUUCGCGUGGUUGCAGGUCGAUUGGUAAGUGCAAACGACGUGGGUGUCUUGUUGAGAGAAGCAGCGGCGCGGACAACGCCAGUUCAUAAAAACCUGAAAAAGGGAGUGAAGAGAAACGAAAAGAACGGUCUCAAUAGUGGUGCGGGCAAGCGUUUGGAGACAAAGUUGCAAAGACGUGAGACGGCGAGAAACCGUGAGCGCGCUCACGUACAACCAUAUGGUAAAGAUUUGUACUUGACAGUUAACACGUCGUCAGAAGUGCGGUUUUUGAGACUUCGAAACCUACCAUUAGGUUCUGAUUCGCUUUCUUUGACGCAAGCAGUUGAAAAAAUUGCUGGCGUAGCCGUACAGAAAACCUCAGUUGUCGAUUUGCCCUCAGGAUCCGUGACAGCGGAGCUUUGGCUUCAAAGCUCUGAUGACAGGGCGCUUGUUGAAGCCCAAAAACGUCUAGAUCGUGCCAACGUCAAUAACCGUGUCAUUUCCGCAGAAAUCGUGUCUUCAUAG